Molecule: messenger RNA, 2499 nt
Organism: Juglans regia (Persian walnut)
Lineage: Eukaryota; Viridiplantae; Streptophyta; Magnoliopsida; Fagales; Juglandaceae
Exons: 9
Coding region: 25-2499 (824 amino acids)
Molecular function (GO): protein binding
Source: RefSeq, a predicted model, not a curated record
AAAAAGAGCACGCACCGUGCAUGCAUGCAUGGCUAUAUAAAUUAUAAACUCUCUCGCUUCAAGUUAAUUAGUUCUUCCACGUUCAUCACUACCACUACACAGAUCGAUCAGGCUAGGGUCCGGCACUCUAAACAGCCCGUCCAGCAGUACUGUAAAUUAAGCAUGGCCACGACUAUUCUUCCAGGCACAGUUGUUCCUGAAGUACUUCUUGGGAAGGAAAAUUAUGACAACUGGAGUGCUUGCAUAAAAAGCUAUUUGUUGGCUCAAGAUCUUUGGGACAUCAUCGAAACAAGCAUGGAACCUCCUAAACCAGGUGAUGAAGUUGAAUUCAAGGCUUGGAGGAAGAAGAAUGCUGCAACUUUACAUGCAAUUCAAAUUUCAUGUGGGAUGGACAUACUAUCUGAGAUCAAGGGUAUUAAUUCUGCCAAAAUUGUGUGGGAUACAUUGGCUGAAACGUAUGAGCAACCCGAACAAGCUGGAGUCAACUUAAGAUUGCCAGAAUCUGGGAGUUCCCGGACCAUUAGUGAAUAUGCGAACUUUUACAAGGCCUUGCUAUAUGGUGAUAUGGGCCGUGCAAGUGAUUUCAUUACGCAGCAUCCCGAUUCGGUGAGGGAAAAAAUUACACAGUUGGGCCGGACGGCUCUUCACGUUGCAGUCCUUGCUGGGCGGGAAGAUAUGGUGAGGUGGUUGGUGGAGGAGAAGAUGUCGAAAGAAGACUUGGAAAUACGAGAUAAUGAAGGUCUGACAGCUCUAGCUCAUACAAUUAUUCGUGGUUACGACCGGCAAAUUGUGGAAUGCAUGAUAGAUAAGAACCCAGAAUUGGUCACCGUUAGAAAUAAUCGGGGAUCAGAUAUUCCAGUUGUCCUGGCUCUUCGUCAUGAGCAAACAGAAUUGGCUAACUAUCUCUUUGAAGUCACUCCGUUUGAAGAGCUACUGCCCGAAAGAGGCCCCCAUGGUGCUACAGCUGUAACCAAAGCUAUGCAUACUGGAAAUUUUGAACUCGCUACGAAAUUAAUCCGGCGUUGUCCACGUUUGGCAUUUACUCUAGACACAGACAAAGUCUCCCCUUUGUCCCUAUUUGUUGGUACGACUUCCCUAUUCGGGGCUGAAUUUCUCAUGACAGCGUCUUGGCAGCAUACUAUAAUCCCCACGAAAAUGAGUUUCUUCCAGAAUAUGCUGCGCCAUCGGCGCGACAACGAUAUGGAGGCCGGAGCAAGCAGCUCCGGUGUCGGCAUGAACGAUGACGAUGAAUCGUCUUUGGAUCCUUUCGAUAUUCCCAUCACCAAGAAUGCCGCAAUAGCGCGUCUCCGCCGCUCGAGGGCAAAGGCCGUUUCAUUUCCUCGUGCGGAUAAUAUUUUUAAAUAUUAUUUGGACACUCAAAAGAAGCGACAAACUGCUGGAACUAACAGAUCAAGACCCCAUGAUCAGGCCGAUUCAAUUGCGAUCCGGUCGAUCCAAAACCAAUACCGACAUCUUCUGUCUGUUAUGUUGGACUCGAUGAGGACUAUGAACGAAUAUCAAAUCGGGAUAGAAAGUGGUCUUGCGCAAGCAAUCUUCAGUGCUGUGAGACUAGGGAUCGUUGGCUUUGUUACUUUAAUUGCCAAGGAAAACAGAGAGGUUUUGUACUGGGUCCGAGAUGGCGAAAGAAGAAACGUACUUAUGUCUGCUGUCCGACAUCGACAGGCUAAAAUCUUUGGAAUAAUAUACGGUUUAAGAGAGACGAAAGCUACAUUACUAUCAGCUCGAGAUCAUCUCGGCAAUAACAUAUUACAUGUAGCUGGGACGUUAACAGAAUUCUCUCCGCCUGAUCACAUCACAGGUACUGCAGCUUUGAAGAUGCAAAGAGAAUUACAGUGGUUCAAGGGGGUGGAGAAGUUGUGCAAUCCCAUGUAUAGGAACGAAAGAAACUUCGCCGGUUUGACUCCUGAACAAGUGUUCACGCAGACCCACAAAAAGUUGAUUGAAGAGGGAGAGCGAUGGACGAAGGACACGGCAAGUUCUUGUACAGUGGAGGUGGAGAGCCUUUGCAAUCCAACGAUUACAACCUUUAUGAACGCAGAUGGUUUGACUCCUAGACAAUUGUUUACAAAGACCCACAAGGACUUGAUGAAAGAAGGAGAGCGAUGGAUGAAGGACACAUCAACUUCUUGUACGGUAGUAGGUGCUCUCAUUAUCACUAUUAUGUUUGUAGCAGUAUUUACGGUUCCAAGUGGUAAUAACCAAGAUACAGGCUUGCCAAUAUUCGUACAUGAUAACUUGUUUAAGAUCUUUAUAAUAACUGAUUCCCUGUCGCUUUUUUCUUCCUCGGCUUCAGUAUUGAUGUUUUUGGCGAUCCUCACAUCACGAUACGUUGAAGAAGAUUUUCUCAAAUCCUUGCCUAAAAGAAUGAUAAUAGGCAUUUGCACCAUCUUCUUCUCUAUUGCAACUAUGAUGAUAGUCUUUUCUACUGCUCUUGUAUACUUAGAGUUUGUACCUAGUGUUACUAAAAAAAAAUCAUAA